Molecule: messenger RNA, 726 nt
Organism: Lycium barbarum (goji berry)
Lineage: Eukaryota; Viridiplantae; Streptophyta; Magnoliopsida; Solanales; Solanaceae
Product: ethylene-responsive transcription factor ERF020
Exons: 1
Coding region: 61-468 (135 amino acids)
Biological process (GO): regulation of DNA-templated transcription
Molecular function (GO): DNA-binding transcription factor activity; DNA binding
Source: RefSeq, a predicted model, not a curated record
UACUUUUUGUCAAACAUAUCUAGCAAAGUACUCAACACCUUUCACCAUAAUUUUAGCAAGAUGAGCAGCUCAGAUGAAGGUGGUAGCAGCACAAGUGCAAAGUACAAAGGUAUUCGACGACGAAAAUGGGGAAAAUGGGUGUCGGAAAUUCGCGUUCCAGGUAGCAGUGAACGUCUUUGGCUAGGCACUUACACUACCCCUGAAGCUGCAGCUGUAGCACAUGACAUAGCCUAUUAUUGUCUUCGCGAAUCGUCGUCGUUAGAUAAAUUAAACUUCCCUUUGAUGUUACCGGCUAAUGUUCAACGUGGAAUGUCACCAAGAUCCGUGCAAAAGGUGGCCUCAGAUGCUGGUAUGGCCAUUGAUGCACAGUUGGUUACUAAAGGAAGAGAUGGUCAGCAAGAUCAAAGUGUUGAUAAUUAUGGGCAAAAUGAAGCUCUCAGCAUUUCUGUUGAAGAUUAUCUUUAUUGAUAUGUCAAGGACAUUCCCUUAGUCCAUUACUCCUUCAUUACUCCUUUUAAUGGACCAAUCUGACAUGAAUUCAAAUUAAUCGAGCCAGUGAAUUUUGAAUACCGAUGCCUAAAGUAAAAAAAAGGCAUUAUCUCCCGUUCCUCUGUCAUCACCACCGGGCCACCUUCUUUACUUGUACACAUUUGCAAAAGUUUUGUUGGUUUUCAUGAAUUUUGAUGAUCUUGAGCAAUAGAUAUCAAAGUAAUACUUUGGUUUAAA